Heterocephalus glaber (naked mole-rat) is the source of this 809-nucleotide messenger RNA. The record is from RefSeq and is a predicted model, not a curated record. NCBI's taxonomy places the organism in Eukaryota, Metazoa, Chordata, Mammalia, Rodentia, Bathyergidae.
AGAACCCUGGAGUCACUGGGCACCACAGUCCAGCGACGGCUGCCUGACAGUCACCUGGCUGGACAGAGUCAGCAGCGAUCAUGCUGUGCUGCUUUCCCGGGCCUCGAGGCCGAAGCAGCAGGAGCCCGUGCAGGGAAAGCACUUGGGCGCCAGUGAGAGGAUGGAUGGCUAAGUCCCCGUGCUUCAGGCCACUCACCAGGAACUGCUUGGACUUCAGGGGCAGCACAGGGCGGGUCUCCCCAGACCCAGAGACCUGGGAAUCUGAGAUGAGUGGGAGCCCAGGGCAGAUCUCCCUGGACCUGGACUCCAGACUCUUGGGGCCACUGAGUCCAGGACAGGUCCAGUCAGGCCCGGCCACCACUGAGCACAGGGUUAGCCGGGGCAGAAACAGCACAAACUGGGGUCAGGCAGAGCUCCCAGGCACUGUCCCCAAAGAGCUGCACACAGGACACUGGGUCACUUCCAUCCUGUCAUGGCUUUAUUCUGCCGUGUCACCUCAGGGCACCUCCCAGCUGGAGCAAGCUGAGCCCACUGAGGCACAGCCCACAGGACCAGCUCCAGCCCCAGCUGAAGUCCCAUGUGCAGAGCCCGAGCCAGCUCCACCUGCAGCUUCCUGCCCAGCGCUGGGACCACAGCCAGAGUCCGUGGCAGCCCCUUCACCUGCUGCAGUGCUGGGGCACCCGGUGGUUGCACAGCGGUCGGUGUCACCUCCUGAGCUCCACCUGGGGCCAGCUCCUGGCCUCCUCCCACUGUUCCCCUCACUUACGCUGGCUCUUGUUUUGGUAUUUACAAGUGUCCUUAUUUCUUGA